UCAAUCGAUAAGUCUCAAUACCUGGGGAAAAAAAAAGAAGCUAAACAUACAAAGUGAAAACGUGCGACGAUAAUUAAUCUCUGACAUUUUUUUAACGUGCCAAAAAAAAAAAAAAAAUGAUGGAUGAAUUUUAAAAACUCAGUAAUACUGUCAAUUAUUGAAAAUGGUGAUUACCAGUACUAGUUCGACGGGAAGUCAACAUUUUGCAGUGACAGGAUCAAAAUUACGACGAUCGAGAAGAUUAUCAUCAACAAGAGGACUACAUCCGAGAAACACUAAAAAUUCCCACUCUAAUGAUCAAAUGAAACCAGAUCUCAAUCAAAAAUUAGGAUUAUGUCCAAUAGUGAGUAAAAAUUUAGACAAUGAUAUAAUGAAACACGAUAUGAAUUGGGAUUUAAAUGAAAGAAUAAGUCUCACUAGUGGUUCAAUUAAUGAUGAUUCAAAUGAUAAAAUUCGACAACAAAAAAUUAAAUACAAAACAAAUGAUCAAAUUAGAAAGAAAAAAGAUCUCAAACUAAUGAAUGUAUCCGGAUUUUCCAAUGAAAGUCAAAAAAAUAGAGAUUUAAACCAUCGAAUUGAUUCCAAAAUUGUCAAAAAUAAUCACAUAUUUCUUGAUGAUGAUGAUGAUAAUAAUUUGCCAAAGAAUGACACAAGUAAAGAGAAUGAGGUCAUCACCACCGCACAAAGAAGAUGGAUCGCUGCCAAAGAAAAAGUCGACAGAACAAAUGAAUCAAUAUCAAAACGAUUGGAACUAAUUCACGAAUUGAAUCAAAAAAUAUUUUCAAAUUGUGAAAAAUUUCAUCGUAAAAAUAAUACAAAAAAUGGUGAAUUAAAAAUUAAUGUUGAAAAAAAAUCAUUUAAUGAUAAUUUGAAAAAUUGUGAAAUUUAUUCAAAAAUUCCAAUAAUAAAAAAAGAUAAGGAAAAUAUUCAUGAUACUUAUGAGAGAAAUGGUUUAUUUAAACAAAAAGUCGAUAUCAAUAAAUUCACAUUCUCAAAAGAUUAUUGCGAAAGAUUAUUGUCAACUGAGAAAUUAGAUCCAAAAAAAUCACAAUCUAGUGAUAAUUUUAGUUUAGCAAUUAGGCCAGAAUUUGUCAAACAUUGUCGGGAAAUGAAAAAAAAUAUUAUUGAUAAUGAAUCGACAAUUAUUGAAAAUAGGUCAGAUGUAUCGCGUUCGGUAUUUUACGUUGAAAAUGAUGACGAUAAAAGUCAAGUGAAAAAGGAAGUCGUUCAAUCUUGUCUUGAAAGCUCGAGACUGUAUCCGGUGAGUUAUCAAAAUGGAUCAUUAAAGAAACCACAUAUACAAAAUGAUGAUGAUGAUGAUGAUGAUUCUUUAAUGGAAAAAAUGACAAUAAACCAAUUUCAAAAUUCGCCUAGCAAAGAAUCAAAAGAUACAAUAAAUUUCACAAGUCAGGAGAAAAUUCUUGAGGAUGAAAUUCUAAAGAAUUUAAACGACACUAUCGGCAGUUUUGACAUUGACAAAAAUGAUACACCAAGUUCUGAUUCAAUGGGAAAAAAUGAAAGUUUCAGCACAGAUUCAAUACAAAGUUUAAGUCCGAUAACAAGUUCACAAAGUGCUGUAAAUACAACGCUUCAAGAAACGUUUAAUUCUUCAUGGGAUUCGGGAGUUAGUGUUGAAGUUGGAUCAGGCAGCGGUUGGGUUAGAGUACAUACGGGAAUUGAAAGCAGUUUAGUUUAUCUCACAUUGGAAACAACAUGUAAAGAUGUUUGCCGAGAUAUGCUACUUGGCGAUGAGUUGUCACUUUUCAUACAGUAUGGUGGAGAGCCGGGAAGAAGAUUAUCGCCUCAAGAGAAACCUCUCGAUCUUCAAGAUGCCUUUUUACAAAGUCUUGGCUAUGAAGAAUCAUCAAGAAGAGCUCGUCUCGGUGUAGAUCCCGAACUACGUCAUUUAAUCUCAUUUCAUGUCGGUCCCUCAGCGCCACUAAACGAUUUAACCGGAUAUAGCCAUUGUGGUUACGUUCUGAUAUUAAAGGGGUUGGUUUUUCCACAAUGGAAAAGACGAGUCCUCGCUGUCAUUGGUUCUCGACUUUUUCUCUAUCCUGCAUGUCAGAAUUCUAAGCCAGAAUGGAUUGAAUUGGGUGACAAUGGCGGUGCAGUUUGUUACGCACCCUCACGAUUGGGGAAAUUGGUAUUGAGAGUAACGGGAUAUCCGCGAAUAGUUCAACAACAAUUGCAAAAUACAAGUGGCCACACAAAUCAAAUGGAAAACAAAGAUGAGAAUGAUGAUGAGAGUGACGAGGCGCCAUUUGACGAAACAAGACAUCUUUAUUUAGGUUUUCAUCAUCCAUGGGAUCGUGAUCUAUGGCUAUCUUGGUUAAAGAAGGCUUCACAACUUUCGUCAUGUCCAAAAAAAUUGGAUAUGAGUAAAGGCGGAUUAUGCAGAAUUCCAAAUAGCGCCGUGGCUUUUCCUGCUAUUGAGGAGCUAAUGUUGGGUCAAAAUCAAUUGUCUAAUGUCAAUAGUAAUUUAAAUUUACUUCAAAGAUUUCCAAAACUCCGUACAAUUUGUUUGGAAAGGAAUAAUCUACAAAAAAUACCAUGGGAAUUGUUACAGUUAGAGAAUUUAAAUAUUCUUAAUUUAUCAGACAAUAAAAUUGAAAAAAUACCUCCGGAAAUCUGCGAACUUGUUAAUUUGAAAGAGUUGAAUCUUGAUCGCAAUGAGAUCAAAGAACUGCCAGAAGAAGUGGGAGAAUUGCGACACUUGAAAAUAAUUUCACUGGCUGGAAAUUCGAUCAGUAGCCUUCCGAGGUUUUUGAAAAUGCGAGCUCUGGCAAUUACGGAUGUCCUCUCUAAAGGGGAUCAUGGAAAAAUGCACAAGGAAGAGAAGAACAAUCAUAAUAAUCUACAAAAAGUAAAUCUACGAAAUAAUCAUCUGAAAGGAAGUAUUAUACUUGGAAAUUAUGGAAAUUUAACACACUUGGAUGUUAGUGAAAAUAGCAUUGAAAAGCUCGAUAUUAGUGCUUUACAAGAAUUACGAAGCGUUCGAUGUGCUAGAAAUUCUUUAACCGAAUUAACAGUCUGUGGUCGAAAUUUAGUUUCACUUAUAGCCGGAAAUAAUAAACUUAAAAAAUUGACAAUUGAACCAACACCAACGAAUCUAGAACACUUGGAUGUUUCUUACAAUUCACUGGAUUCUCUGCCUGAAUGGACACCAGAACUGCCAGUGUUACGUGCACUGUUUGCAUCCCAUAAUGCCUUGACAGCUUUGCCAGACAGAUUGUUGUCUCAACCUUCGAGGCUCGAAGUACUACAUUUACCUCACAAUAGAUUACAAGCACUUCCUCCACCGAGAAGACCUUUGAACAUUGUUCAUUUAACUCUUCAGGGCAAUGCUUUGACAGCGUUACCAACAAGUUUCUUUGUUAAUACCGAAAAAAUGAAAGUUUUAAAUCUCUCCAAUAAUCGACUGUCAGAAUUAUCAUUUUCCGAUCAAGGAAACAAAAAUCGUCACGUUUGCCAUGCACUUGAAAAAUUGUAUUUAACGGGAAAUUGUUUAACUGAUACAGUUUUAGAUGCACUAACAAAAUUCUCAUCAUUGAGAGUUUUACACAUGGCCUAUAAUGUGCUGGAUACACUUCCCGAAAGUUGCAUUGCAUCUUGGACUGAACUUGAGGAAUUAGUUCUAUCGGGUAAUAGACUGCAGUAUUUGCCCGACAAUGUUUCACACUUAAAGCACUUGCGAGUUCUUCGAGUACACUCCAACCGUCUCCUUAUUUGUCCCACAUUUAACAAGACCACAUCUUUAAAGGUAUUGGAUUUAGCUCACAAUCAAUUGGACCGAGUAAAUUUAUCGACUCUAGUACCACCACAAUUACAAUUUCUGGAUAUAUCAUGUAACACUCGUCUUCAUGUGGAUCCACGUCAAUUUCAAGUUUACAGAUCUCAAAGACCAGUUUCUCUUGUUGAUGUAUCCGGUCAGAAUAGACCAAGUUUGCCAUCUCAUCCACAACAACAGGAAUCAUCAACGGGAGAUAAAGGAUUGGAACAACCAUGGAGAUUGGGUUUCUCCGAGACGGCGGGAACAAGAGAAAAACUCUAUGUUUCUCAAGUUAGAAUGCCAACAUUUUGCAAUGUUGAAGGACUUUUUGGAAUAUUUGACGGUGGUUCCAAUCAGGAAGCACCAAGUGCACUUCAAGAAAUGAUUCCAAGACUUCUUUUGGAAGAGAGAACAAUUCGAGAAACUUCCAACGAAUAUCUAAAAUAUACUCUACUAUCAGCUCAUCGUGAACUUAAGGAGAAGGGUCAAAAAUAUGGAAUAGACGCAACAUUAUGUCACAUUACAAAAUUACCAAACACUCAAGGUUUUCCACGAGUGACAAGAAAAUAUUCCCUAAAAAUCGCGUCAUCAGGCGAUGCAAAAGCCGUUCUUUGUCGUGCUGCUGGACCAUUAACAUUGGCAGCAUCGAAAAAAAUGCCAGUUAAAAAUCAAUUAGGUAAUGCGGCAAUGUUUCCAUUAAUUGUUCCUGAUCCAACAACAGAGGAAGUUAUUCUCGAGGAUGACGAUGAAUUUGUCAUAAUUGCCAAUAGACGAGUAUGGGAAGUACUUAGCGUUCAGGAAGCAGUUAGAGAAGCACGAGCCGAAGCCAGUCCUGUUUUAGCAGCAAAACGACUGCAAGAUUUAGCUCAAGCCUAUGGAGCUGAGGAUAAUUUGAGUAUUGUUGUAGUGAGACUAACGGGUCCAGGACAAGGUGAUUUAGAUCAAUUGAUGCGAGAACUGAGGCAGGCAGUUAACAAAAAUAGAAAUCAAAAUGAAUGCUCAUGUCCAUGUUGCAUUCCACCGACACCACACAAACCACCAGCACCAUGUUGCUGUCACGUUAAUAACGAAGGAUACUAUCUUAAUGGAGUCUUAAAAAAUAUUGUCAACAGAUCGACAAAAUCGCACAAUGGCUCGGGGCGUUUCUUCAAAAAUUGUUCAAAAACAACUGAACGUGCUGAAAAUGAGAGUCCACCGUUUGGCGACGAUCGUAGUUCACCAAGUGGACAAUCCGAUCAGACAAGUGACAGUACAUUUAAAUCACGAAGACCAUCUGGACGCACAUGGGCUGGUAAUGCUGCGUCGAGAGCAGCCAACAAGGUUCGACAAAGUACAACAACAACAACACCAUCAGCGGUAUCACUGCAGGAAAAUCGAAAAUCACCAAUUUGCAUUACAACACAAGAUGACGAUGACAUCAUACCCGAUAGAACGGGAGCCUUAACUGAUGAACAAUUUCGUUGCUGGGAAUAUAUGCUCGAGCAAAAUACACAACUUUUAUUUGAUAAAGAAUUGGAUACAUUGACGAGAUCACCAUUAAGAAGAGGUCAGUCUAGAUCAACGCCACAACUUGCUGGUAACUUGCCUUUUUUGUCAAAACGAUUCGGCAGUGCCAGAUCCUUCAAUCCAACUGUUUUACCUCGAUCAUCAAUGGUCAGGUUUGGCAGUGGAAGAAGACUAUUAAAUGGUGGUCCGAAUGCUGCCUAUUUUGGCAGUUUACAAAGACUGAUGCCGUAUAAUUUGGAGUAUGAUUUUGCAGUGAUUCAAGAAAGAAGCGGUUUGGAUUCACUUGAACAAGACGCGUCAAGGAUGCAACAAUAUUGGGGUGUUGCCACCACUGAACUCUAAUUUUAUUGGUUACCGUAAGUUUCUUCAAAAUCGAAUUUAACCGAAGAUCAAUUUUCCCGAAUAUACUGCUACCGACAAAUGAUUUCAACUAACGAUAUGCUUUUUGUCAUUUAUCUGAAUUGAAAAUGUACUUAUUGAAUACUAAUGACACCACAGGGCUGAAUUUAAUAUCAAAUGCAGUAAUGCACUUAGAACGUUGGACUGCUGUAAUUCCUAAAAAGCAAACUUCCAUUUUGAAUUUUUGUAAAUAUUGCAACUCUUUUCACUUCUUUACUUUGAAACCUCCUAAUAGCGGACACCUUUGCUAACGGAAGUUUUUAUCUUUCACCGUCGUUGUCCACUAUUGGGAGGUUUCACUGUAUUAUAUUUUUAAUAAUUGUUAAUUUGUGAAAGAUGAAUCAAAUAAUUUUUGUUUAUAGAAGUUUAUUAUUCUUUAUUUUGAAAACAUUGUUGUAGAUGAUUUUACUCUGGGUCCUCUAUUCGAUUUUAAAGAUUUUUUAGACUCCAAUUCAGGAACUGAAUUUUGAUGGGUUGUUGAAUAACAUUCGUAAACUUUUAAUUGCUAAAUUAUCACUGGUUUAUACAAAAAAAAAUGUAUUUGAUUCGAAUAAUUUGACUAUUAUCAAAUAUUUAUAUUUGUAUCAAAUAAUUUUUAUUUGCAUCAAUAAUUUCUGUAUUUGAAAUAAAUACCAUUUAAAUAAUAAUUAUUUGAUACAAAUAAAUACUUAUUUAGUAGAACCAAUUAUUUGAAUCAAAUACAUUUUUUUUCAGUGUAUAUGUAAUUAUUGUCGGAAAGAUAUAAUCGGGAAAAUGUUUCUAGGAAAUCUGGCCGAUAUCCUAAUUAAACUACCCUACCAGCCAACUGGAAACUGAUAUUGUAAUUAUGUAUACAUACUAUUUUUCUAUUUUUAUAUGUAUAGCUAUUUAAUACCCUUUUUCUUGUUUCUAAUUUCUUUUCAUUUUCUAAAUCGAAAACUGAUGAAAGACUGAUCAAAAUGAAGCACAAUUUUUUAAUUUUACAAUUAUUUGAAAAUCAAAAAUUAUUGCAAAUAAUUCGCGCAAAGAAAAUCAAAACUUUUUUGAAAACAAAUUUUUUUUAAGGAAGAAUUGAAUUUUUAAAUUUUAUUAGUUUUUCUCGAAAAAAUUCAAUGCUUUCUUAAAUAAUACAAUUGUUUUUUUAAUCUUUAACAUAUAGGUUAAUUUUAAUUAUUACUAAAUAUAUUUUCUUUCUAAAAAUAUAUUUUAAAAAGGAUCAUAAUAAUUUUUUUUUUUUGAAACAUCUUCAUUAAACGUUUUUUUCUUCCUAAUUGCUCAACAAGGGGAAUGUAAAUUUUUUACCAAAUUCUUCCGAAUUCUUAUAUAUAGAAGAAUUUAGUGACAUCAGUUUAAUUAAGUUUUUUUUUUCAAAGAUUGUAUAUAAUAUAUUCGUAACGUAUAUUAUAAAAAACCUUUUUCUUUAUAUAUAUAUAUAGCAGUAUUAUAUAUUAAGAUAAGAAUAUAAUUUUGUCUAAUACAAUCAUUUU
Messenger RNA from Leptopilina boulardi, 7143 nucleotides. It is a transcript of the gene Phlpp, whose product is annotated as PH domain leucine-rich repeat-containing protein phosphatase 2. NCBI's taxonomy places the organism in Eukaryota, Metazoa, Arthropoda, Insecta, Hymenoptera, Figitidae. The coding region runs from base 164 to 5620 and encodes 1818 amino acids. The record is from RefSeq and is a predicted model, not a curated record. The transcript has 16 exons. Gene Ontology annotation, molecular function: protein binding.